AUGGAGAGUAAGCGGAGUCCAUUGAAGCAGAGCCGGAUUGAAAACAUUGCCAUUAAGAGCACCUCUAUCUCAUCGAACAAGUUGAUGAUGACUAAGCCUACCAUGAAGAAACCCUACACUUCUGAACCGAAGGGACCGGUGGAUACUGUGACACAGCCGACACAGCCAUCUAGCUAUAAUCCAAGGACGGAUCCGAUUGAACAAGACUUGAUUGAACAAGGUAUACUCUGUAGAUUGAUUGGACGAACUGUUGAUGAAUCAUUUCAAAUUGAUGUGAAAUUCAAAGACGCCCAAAGGAAAAGCGUUUUAGAUGAUGGAGUUGAGAAUAUUCAACAAGAAUGGACGUUUGGACGGAAUGGGAACACCUGUUGCUAUCAACUUCCUGUUCAUAGCACGAGAAUCAGUAACAAACAUUUCCGGUUGUGGAUGAAUUUGGAUUCCAAGAAUACCUCUGCAGGGAAGUAUACAAAGGAUAACAACAUAAUGAUCCAAGAUCUAUCUACUAAUGGUACAUGGCUUAAUAAUUCAAAACUGGCCCCUAAACAGAAUUUUAUCUUGACACAAGGUGAUGAAAUAGCUGUUGGAAUAGGCGUUGAACAAGAUGUAAUUAGAUUUAUUGUGCAUUUCCCCAACCCAUCAAUUCAAGGUGAAGAACAAGACGCUACUCAUACUGAUUAUGAGGAAGAAGCUGGAAUAAACAAAGAUUUUAUCAUAAGGGAUGAGAUUGUCGGAUCUGGUGCAUUUGCAACUGUUAAGAAGGCCAUUGAAAGAUCAACCGGGAUUACAUUUGCAGCCAAAAUUAUAUCGAAGAAGAAGGCUCUAGGUGGCUUAGACGGGGUUGCCCGUGAAUUGCAAAUAUUGAAGAAAUUAAACCACCCAGGCAUUGUACGUUUAAAGGCAUCAUAUGAGGAUGAUGAUAACUACUAUCUGGUUAUGGAAUUUAUUUCAGGGGGGGAUCUUAUGGAUUUUGUUGCAUGUAAUGGAGCAAUUGAUGAAAGCGCAAGCAAAGAAAUAGCAAGACAAAUCUUAGAAGCUAUUAAAUAUGUUCAUAGUAAAGGGAUAUCGCAUCGUGAUUUAAAACCGGAUAAUAUAAUGAUAGCCCAAGAUGAUCCAGUAAUUGUUAAAAUUACAGAUUUUGGACUAGCAAAAUCUCAGGAAAACGAGAGUAGGAUGAAGACCUUCUGUGGUACCCUAGCUUACCUUGCACCUGAAGUCAUUACCAACAAGAAAAACCAGCUGAAGAAUAAGAAACGAUAUUUAGGCAAUGGGAGAAUAACCGAGGACUUAUACUCAAAUAAAGUAGAUAUGUGGUCAAUAGGCUGUUUGUUGUUUGUCAUCAUGACUGCACACUUGCCCUUUAGUGGAUCAACCCAAGACAUGUUAUUUAAGCACAUAACAAAUGGUGAUUACCACAGUAAGUUACUUGAAACCAUGAACAUAUCAAUAGAAGGACGUGAUUUUAUCCAUCGCUUAUUAGAAGUUGAUGUCACGUUGCGCUUGAAUGCAAACGACGCCUUGAAGCAUCCAUGGUUCAAAGACAAUUUAGAAUAUCCAUCGCAAGUCAGUCUAUCACAACAUCUAUCACAAUCACAGAAAAUCAUCAAAUCCCAACCAAAACCUCCAACCCAAGCACCUCAAAUAUUGUCAAGAAUUUCAAGCUCAGAAGAAGGGGUAGAUAAUAUGGAAAAUAGUCGGGAUUUCAAAAUUCCCGUUAUACCAUCACAGAGGAACAAUGAUAUACCAGCUUUGCCAUUGGAUAUUUCAUCCAGUGAAACUGAAAACCAUGGUGAGCUUACACGGGUUGUUGACCCGAUACCAUCUGAAGAGAGAACAUCAAGAACAACAUACCUGGGUGAACCGUUCAACCCUAUACCAAAAGCCACAUUUAUAAUGUUGAAACCAUUAACGAAGCUAAGUGGUAAGGAGACACCAAUUAUGUAUAUACCUCAGGGUAUACCUACAUUUUAUAUUGGGCGACUGAAUAAUUUAAAUGUUGUCAUGAGUGACGAAAGAAUAUCCAAGAUCCAUUGUGUUAUAUUGAAGAGAAGACACCCGACAAAUGAUAGUGAUGCGACCGGCGAUAAUUCACCAUUAAAUAUAAAUGAAGAGACAAAUCCUAACAUUUUUUCAUCACCCGCAAUGGGGCUGGACGAUGUCUGGUUGUUGGAUUUUAGCACUAAUACAUGUUAUUUGAACAAUCUGAAGAUUGGAAAAGGUAAGAAGAUUAAACUCAGAGACCAAGAUAUUAUAUCUCUGUUCAUCGACAAGAAGAAUGGGGUGAAAUUAAAUUACCAAGUCAAUUUUAUCGAUACCACUGGCUUAUUCAUUGAAGAUGCGAAUCUUGAGCGCAUUAGAGUUCCCAUCGAUGAAAAUGAUCGCAGAAUGUUUGAAACUAAGUUGAAGGAGGGAAUGAAACCAAUAAUGGAUAGAUCUACUAAGAAACGUCAGCAAGUGAAGUCUAUCGGUGACUUCCCCAAUAAAAGACGUGCUUAG
Messenger RNA from Pichia kudriavzevii, 2493 nucleotides. RefSeq lists its product as uncharacterized. The coding region runs from base 1 to 2493 and encodes 830 amino acids. Gene Ontology annotation, biological process: DNA damage checkpoint signaling; DNA repair; deoxyribonucleoside triphosphate biosynthetic process. The transcript has a single exon. Gene Ontology annotation, cellular component: nucleus; cytoplasm. NCBI's taxonomy places the organism in Eukaryota, Fungi, Ascomycota, Pichiomycetes, Pichiales, Pichiaceae. Gene Ontology annotation, molecular function: protein serine/threonine/tyrosine kinase activity; protein serine/threonine kinase activity; protein binding. The record is from RefSeq and is a predicted model, not a curated record.